AUGACGACCACUGCCACCCAGCCAACGCCAGCGCACCAGCUGCACUCUGCGCCCAUCAACUCCUCCUCGCUUGACACCAGCAUCAAGAACAAGGGAUUUGCCGUCCCUCGCGGCCCCGUCACCACUGAGCUCAAUUUCUUCAACCCUCCUUCCGAUGGCUCUGCCCCAUACAACUUCGUCGAGAAGCAGCCCGAAGGCGUGCCUCAAAGCAACUUCGGCGCCACGCCACACGACGUAACCAUCCAGGAUGCCCGCGGCCGGGAGCAAGAUUUUGAUCUCGACAAGAACUCCUUCGCCUUCAUCCAGGGCGUCGAGUCGGAAGAGAAGGACUUCGUCGACGACGACUCCAUCAAGCAAAAGUACUACCCGGAGGUCGAGAAGAUCAUUCUCGACAACGUGCCCGGUGCGAACCGCGUCCUCAUCUUCGACCACACCAUCCGCCGUGCGGGGCCCAACGCCAACCGCGCUCCCGUCACGCGCACGCACAUCGACCAGACGCCCGUCUCGGCCAAGAUGCGCGUCGAGUACCACCUGCCGGACGAGGCCGAGAAGCUGGUCCAGGGGCGCUAUCGCAUCAUCAACGUGUGGCGGCCGCUGAACGGGCCCGUCGUCGCCCACCCGCUGGCCUUCGCCGACGGCAGCACCUUCCGCGACGAGGACCUCGUGCCUGUCGAGCACCGCUACCCGCACCGCACCGGCUACACCGCCGCCAUCAAGUACAACCCCGACCAGCAGUGGUAUUACCUGUCCGGCAUGCGCAACGACGAGCGCCUGCUGCUCAAGUGUUCUGACAGCUUCCGCGCCGACGGCCGUGUUCCCCACACUGCCUUUGUCGACCCUAGGACCCCCGAGGGUGCCCCCGGCAGGGAGAGCAUCGAGGUGAGGGCUUUGGUUUUCGGCUGA
Messenger RNA from Lasiodiplodia theobromae, 903 nucleotides. RefSeq names its product Methyltransferase protein. The record is from RefSeq and is a predicted model, not a curated record. The coding region runs from base 1 to 903 and encodes 300 amino acids. NCBI's taxonomy places the organism in Eukaryota, Fungi, Ascomycota, Dothideomycetes, Botryosphaeriales, Botryosphaeriaceae. The transcript has a single exon. Gene Ontology annotation, molecular function: oxidoreductase activity.